Molecule: messenger RNA, 1976 nt
Organism: Nelumbo nucifera (sacred lotus)
Lineage: Eukaryota; Viridiplantae; Streptophyta; Magnoliopsida; Proteales; Nelumbonaceae
Biological process (GO): regulation of gene expression
Cellular component (GO): nucleus
Molecular function (GO): chromatin binding
Source: RefSeq, a predicted model, not a curated record
CCGGUCAGAAAACCGAUCCUUCGACACCCCCCGCGUUCCAUAUUUAAGAGCAACCGACUAACUUCGCGCUGCCAUUCAUCCCUAAAUCCACAGAUGGGUAGAGGCAGAGAGUCGGACAACGACGACAUCCCGCGAAGGCGGGACUCAAGGUUAUCCUCAAGGGUGGAAAUUCCAGAAGGGCGACGUCGCGCCGACCUGGAAAACGAUCGCUACUCUCCUGAUUCAGUUAGGUCUUUAUCUCCUCGAUACUCCUCCGACGAUCGUCGUGGCCGUAGCGGUAGUCGUAGUCCGGUUAACGGUUACGGAAGAUCUCGUUAUGAAUCAGAUCGUCGCCGUGAUCGAGCAGAAUCCAACGGUCACGUAAACCCUAGGAGAAGCCCUAGGUCUGGUAACACGUCCCCCGAAGGUCGACGACUCGACCGUUACGACCGGAAGGAUCGCGGUGCAUCAUUUCUCGAUAGGGAUUUCAGGAACGGACGGGUUCCAGAGUCGGAUUCCGACGAGGAAUUGAAGGGAUUAAGCUACGAAGAGUAUCGGAGGCUGAAGCGUCAGAAAUUAAGAAAGAAUAUGAAGAAUUGUAUUUGGAAUGUAACCCCUAGUCCUCCUUGGAGUGAGAGGGAGCAGUCGGAGGAGCCGCUGGAUGAAGUGAAGGAAGCGGCAGAUAAGAUUACGGGUGAUGGUAAAAAUAGAGAUGGAGAUCGUGAUAAUGGAAUUGGCCGUGGUAGGGUUUCUGAAUCUGAAGAAUCUGAUAGUGGUUCAUCGGGUACGGAACCGGAUCCAGGGCCAGACACUGAUGUCUCGAAGCCGAAGAGAAAUAAGGGGAGAGGAAAGAGUGGUCGGCGGAAGGGUAAAUCUUCAAGUUCUAGGAGGCGUAGAAGUAGGAAAUCGGCUACUGAUACGGAAUCAGAUGAUGACAUGAGCAACUCUGAGGGCUCUGAAUAUUCCACUGAUGAAGAUAGUAGAGAUAGGAAGAAGUCAGGAAGAGGGAAGAGUAGGCGAGGGAAGAAGAGCAGCAGGCGUAGCAGAAAGCGAGGAAGAAGGAGGAAGAGUAGGGACAAUGAAUCUGAUGAAAGCUUGAGUGAGGAUAGUGGAAGUGAGGAAUCUGAUUCGAGCAGGGCCUCUGAUGAUCACACGAGAUCCAAGAAGAGGGGACACGUCAAGCCUUCUCGUACAAAAAGGAGGAGGAGAAGGUCUGAAUCGGACAGUGAGAGUUACACCGAGAAUUCUGACUCAGAUGCUGAAGAAAAAGGCAUUGUGAAGGCAGAUGACUCAAAGAAGACUGAAAUUAAUGCUGAGGUCCUCAAGUUCAAAGAGAUGAUUGAGGCGCAUAAGAAACCUACUCUGGAUAAUGAGCUGUUUGUGGGACCUGUGCCGCUUCCAAAAGCUGAAGGUCAUAUUAGCUAUGGAGGGGCUCUCAGGCCAGGUGAAGGUGAUGCUAUUGCUCAAUACGUGCAGCAAGGAAAGCGUAUUCCUCGAAGAGGAGAGGUGGGGCUUUCGGCUGAAGAAAUUCAGAAGUUUGAAAGCCUUGGCUAUGUGAUGAGUGGUAGUAGGCAUCAGAGAAUGAAUGCCAUCCGUAUUAGAAAAGAAAACCAGGUGUACAGUGCUGAGGACAAGCGGGCAUUGGCAAUGUUUAACUAUGAGGAGAAGUCGAAACGUGAGCACAAGGUUAUGGCUGAUUUGCAGCGGUUGGUUCAACGCCAUAUUGGGCAGGAUGUUGGUCCUACCCAUGAUCCUUUUGCAGCAAAAGGCUCCGAGGGUGCUGAUGCAUGAUCCUCAUGUUCAUGUCAGACAAUCCAAGAUGACCUGUUCUUUGGUGAGGAAUAUGAGGCUGCAAUAUUUGACAUAUUUGUAACCCUGUAGUGAUAAUUUGAAAGCAAGCAUUACAAGUAACGUUUAAAUCCCUCUGGAACUUGCAGGCUAUUACUUUUCUGAUUCAUCUCAUCUAUGAUAUUUGAUGGUUAACGUGUUACCAUUUA